Molecule: messenger RNA, 548 nt
Organism: Suillus discolor
Lineage: Eukaryota; Fungi; Basidiomycota; Agaricomycetes; Boletales; Suillaceae
Exons: 1
Coding region: 89-418 (109 amino acids)
Source: RefSeq, a predicted model, not a curated record
UGCUGGUAUAUCAAGUAACCGUGGUCCGUGACAUCUUACCUGCUUCGCUAAAAGAGAUGUCUUGAUAGGUGCAGAACUCAACAAUUUUAUGGCCGCCUUACACAGUGCCGCACAGGACAUAGAUUCAUCGGAGAGCUCAGAGCACUAUGCUUUAUUCGUGCAAACUCAGCCUACUGGCUGCUCAUGUGGAGAGUCCCGUCAAACGCGAGAGCAUAUAUUGCACGACUGUCGGCUAUUUACACACCAACGCAAUCACUUGCAUGCAGUAACCCACGACAUCAUACUCAGCAUGACCCUGGGGGUGGCGAAGGAGAUAGCAGCGCAAGUAAAAUUCAUUCAAGAGUCUGACGCUUUCAAGGUCUUCGUGCUAGGACCAGAGAGGGCUGUCACGUUCGUCAACACGAACCCUUGGAGCUAGUAUGUGGAGAUGACUCCGAGAUGUUAAGCUUUUGGACCCAGUCGAUGGCUGGCUGGGAACGCGUGUCCAGCAGACAGUAGUUCCGCACCAAAUUGCUGAUGGACCUUGGCUGGCACAACCACACAAGGAG